This is a messenger RNA of Gamsiella multidivaricata, 2100 nucleotides long. RefSeq lists its product as uncharacterized. Gene Ontology annotation, biological process: protein localization to membrane; vacuolar transport. The record is from RefSeq and is a predicted model, not a curated record. Bases 95 to 2005 code for a protein of 636 amino acids. Gene Ontology annotation, cellular component: membrane. Lineage: Eukaryota; Fungi; Mortierellomycota; Mortierellomycetes; Mortierellales; Mortierellaceae. The transcript has 5 exons.
CCUCCUCCUUCAUCGCACUGCAUCCUAUCAUCAACUGAUCCUCAGGAACAGACCCCCCUCCCCCAUCAACCCAUCUCAUCAUCACAACAUACCGAUGACCCGCCGCUGGAACGCCCUCACCCGGGUGGCAGCACUCGCCCUACUCGGCACGACCGUCACCCUCUCCCAAGCAUUCUACCUCCCCGGUGUGGCCCCGACAGAAUACGAGGAUUCAGAUGCAGUGCCGCUGAUGGUCAACGCCCUCACCCCCGGAUCCGAAUCAGAGCUCAAGUCAGUCAUCCCCUACGACUACUACGAUCCCAUGUUCAACUUUUGUAAACCAAAGGAUGGUGAGCGUUCCCAGGCAGAAUCCCUCGGCAGUAUUCUCUUUGGUGAUCGCAUCUGGGACUCGCCCUACAAGAUCAACAUGAAGCAGCCAAAGCUGUGCGAGAAACUCUGCGACACCGAAGUGGGCACGGAACAGGCAAAGUUCAUCAACAACAGGAUCCGCGAGAAUUACGUGGUCAAUUGGCUUAUCGAUGGUCUCCCCGCUGGUUUCGUACAUUCGGGAACAGGCAGGGAUCAGGAUAAGGAGUUUUAUUCCAUUGGAUUCCCCUUGGGUGCCGACACUGGCAGGGAGACACCGAUGCUGCACAAUCACCAUGAAAUCACGAUCGAUUACCAUCAUAAUACACAAAAGGAUACUCUACGCGUCGUCGGCGUCACUGUCGAGCCUUAUAGUAUUGAAGUCCCUAUAGAGAAAACUGAACUGUGUGGAAUCUCAAAUAUGGAACAGGUCCCUGGCAUGUACGUGUCUGAGAAGAAGACCACUUUGGUCACUUACACCUACUCUGUCCACUGGAGGGAGGAGGUCAAUACCGCAUGGGCAACCCGAUGGGACAGGUACCUUCUCGUGGGCGAGCCCAGGAUUCAUUGGUUCUCUCUUGUGAACUCGAUCAUUAUCGUUCUCUUCUUGACGGGUAUGGUCGCCAUGGUCUUGUUGAGGGCCCUGCACAAGGAUAUCUCGCGCUAUAACCAGCAAGAGGCACAGGAGGAUUUCCAGGAAGAUUUCGGUUGGAAGCUGGUCCAUGGGGAUGUCUUCCGUCCCCCACCUUACCCAAUGUUGCUAUCCAUCAUUGUUGGAAAUGGAUCACAAAUGUUCUUGAUGGCCUCAGUGACGAUCUUGUUUGCGGCUCUUGGUUUCUUGUCGCCCUCGAACCGUGGAUCGCUCGCGACUGUCAUGAUUGUGUUUUACAUGUUCUUUGGCGUCGUUGCAGGUUUCAUCUCCGCAAGACUGUACAAGAUGUUCGGAGGCGAGGCCUGGAAGCGCAAUGUGAUCGGCACCGCAUUGUUGUUCCCCGCAAUCAUCUUUGGUGCAUUCCUUGGGCUGAACUUCUUCCUCAUUGGAGCCAAGUCCUCUGGAGCGGUGCCCUUUGGUACCAUGCUCGGUCUUGUCGCGCUCUGGUUCCUGGUCUCGACACCUCUCUCGGUCAUUGGAUCCUAUCUUGGAUUCCAGCGCCCCAAGAUCGAGACCCCCGUGCGUGCGAACCAGAUCCCUCGCCAGAUCCCCGACCAGGUGUUCUAUCUGCGCCCGAUCCCUUCUAUGAUGAUCGGCGGUAUCUUGCCCUUUGGAGCCAUCUUCAUUGAGCUGUACUUUAUCCUGAAUUCGAUCUGGUUCCACAAGAUCUACUAUGUCUUUGGAUUCCUGUUCCUGGUCUUUGGAGUCUUGAUCUUGACCUGUGCUGAAGUCACGAUCCUGAUGUGCUACUUCCACCUGUGUGCCGAGGACUAUCACUGGUGGUGGAGAGCCUUCUUCACAAGUGGUGCGUCUGCGAUCUAUAUCUUCCUGUACUCGGUCAUGUAUUACUUCACGACCCUCCAGAUCAAGUCCUUCACGAGCGUGGUCCUGUACUUUGGAUGGACCGCGAUCAUGAGCUUGAUGUUCUUUGUCCUCAGCGGCGCCAUUGGUUUCUUCUCGACCUUCUUUUUUGUCAGGAAAAUCUAUGGAAGCAUCAAGAUUGACUAGAUGACGGACGAACAUGAUGUUUUUUUUGGGUGCCCAAGGAUUGAAGGACGUAGAUGUAAUAGAUCAAAGAGCGUUUUGCUUCCUUGCAAUAAAAA